AUGCAACCAGAUUUCCAAACAUUGCGUCUGCCGAACGAUUGUGAGCGACAAGAGAUUGUUGCUGUAAUUUUUGGAGAAGAGUCCAGGGCUGAUGCGAGCAACCCCAAAUUUGACUCCUACUUCAGGUACUACCACUCAGUCGUGUGUCCAGCUGCUGUCGGAGACGCAGCAAUCGCCGUGGAAACUCCUGUUCUCAGGUCGCACGCAUGCUUGAUAAGAUGCGUCGGGCUUCUCAUCAAGAACCCUGCAUUGACUUUUGAUGACUUCAUCAAGCAAGCCGUCGGUGCGGAGCAGGUAGCUCGCGGAGAGGAAACCCACAUUGCCAGGGUGACCGUCGAGGCGGCAUUCGGCAUCAACUGCGUGUCCAGAGGCUACUACCCGGACGGGUACAAAGGAGCAGGUGCCGGGCGGGUUCGAUGGGAAGCGAACACCCCAUUCGCCAAGUUCAUGGAAGAUGCAUUCACAUGUGCCACGCGACUCGCGGAUCCAUCAGAGCAACGGCUGAAAAGCUCGACGAUUUGGAGACACAAGAGGUCGCUCAAGGCCUGGAAGCUAAAGAAACGUCACAAGUUGAAGUUGAGACCUACCAAUAACUUGCUUGAGCACCUAUCAUACGACCCUUCGACAAGAGUCCUGAGGAUCUAUCACCACGUAUCAUUUCUCAGGAACCAACUUCAAAAGACGCGCAACGAGCCGCUGGAUCUAUCAUUCCAGGACAGUUUGAGGCGGGGCGCACUCCCGCCUAGGUUAAUUCUCGAAACGCUCUUGACAUUCCAUGACAUACUCUUUCCAAUAGCCACGUUCGGCGACAGGCGGUCGCAUGCGAUGCUACGAAAGCUCAUGAAGCGGCAUGGGUUUGAUCCUCAAGGAAACUUGGUUCAGUACGUCCGAUCGAUACCGGAAAACAUCACGUUCGAGUACUGGGGAGAUCGCUUGUCAACGAUAUAUGGUAUCGUCAAGAGCCCCCCACCGACCAACGUUUUCAUGAACUGGCUCGAGAGGCACACUUCGGAGAGGAACGCUCUAACCGUUGCGAUCGUCGGUCUUCUAUUAGCAGCUGUCUUCGGGUUCCUGAGUUUCCUGGUAGGCUUGCUUCAGCUAAUUCUUGCCUGGGUUGUCUGGAAGAACCCCACGUCCUAG
Molecule: messenger RNA, 1140 nt
Organism: Purpureocillium lilacinum
Lineage: Eukaryota; Fungi; Ascomycota; Sordariomycetes; Hypocreales; Ophiocordycipitaceae
Source: RefSeq, a predicted model, not a curated record